AUGCUCGUACCACGUCGAUAUCGCGGCCUUUUGAUCUUCGCCGUCGUGUUCGCCGUGGUGUUUUUCCAUUUCGUCCGUUCCCACGACUGGCAGAUCGUCUUCCCGGGCGACUAUCACGAUCAUCACCCCCAUUUCCCCCCGCCGCCAGGUGAUCUCUUCUCGCAAAACCCUCCCUCGCUCGACUUCGUUCCCGGUCCUCCCCCGCACCAACAAACCGCGAAUACCAAACAAUCCCACGAGAACGCGAAUCAAGUCGGUGUCAAAACGAGCGGUAACGGCGACGGUCAGGCCCAAAAUGCGGGACUCGGUGGUUCUGGAUUGCGUAAACAGCAACAGAAACAGGGAAACCAGGGGAAGCAGAAGCAGGGCCUGAGCAUGUUUCCGGUGAAACGACCGCCGCCUCAUUGGAAGAAAGUCCCGGAAAUCUUCCCCCUCGCACCGGAAGAGCGGAUCACGCUGCCGACUGGUCAGCCGAAGUCAUUACCGAAACUGCAGGCCAGCUUCGAGGUUGAGUCGGUCGAGGAGGAGAGGAAGCGGUUGGAGAGGUUGGAUGAUAUUCGGAAGACGUUUGAGUACGCGUGGAACGGGUACAAGUCCUCCGCGAUGGGGAAGGAUGAGCUCAAGCCUCUGCGCGGUGGCUACAAGGAUACAUUCAAUGGCUGGGGAGCUACGGUGGUGGAUGCGUUGGAUACGCUUUGGGUGAUGGGAUUGGAGGAGGAGUUUGCGCUUGCGGUUGAGCAUGUCAAGAGUAUUGACUUUACGACGAGCGAGAAAUUGGAGAUUCCUGUCUUCGAGACGGUCAUUCGUUACAUGGGUGGAUUGUUGGGUGCGUAUGACAUCUCGGAUCAGCAGUAUCCCGUGCUUCUGGAGAAGGCUGUUCAGCUUGCGGAGAUUUUGAUGGGGGCUUUUGACACGCCCAAUCGCAUGCCGACUUUGUUUUACAAGUGGACACCAGAUCAGGCAUCGAGAGUUCACCAUGCGAGCCGUCGAGCGGUUCUGGCGGAAAUUGGCUCACUUUCAAUGGAAUUUACGCGGUUGGCGCAGUUGACCAAAGACGACAAAUACUACGACGCCAUUGCACGCAUCACCAAUGAGCUGGAGAGUGUUCAAUCUUCCAGCAAGCUUCCCGGUCUGUGGCCUACCAAGCUGGACGCCACUGGAUGUGAAAAGCCUAUACCCGCACAUGCUGUUGUGCGCGAUGUUCCAUCCCCGUCCAACUCAUCGACAACUCCUGUGCUCACGCCCAGUGCAAGACCAGCUCCAACAGAUAUUCGGAGCUAUACGCAUUAUUUCGAGCGACGCGGUGAGAGUGGCCUUGCGCAAGAUGCACAGCCUGCCGAUUAUGAACAACUGAUCAAGGAGAAGAACCCCGAUUCCUACAUUGUACCCGCAAAUAGCGACUGCAAGGGAGCCUUGAUAACUCAAAACUCUUACAAGGAUGCUUUUGGCUUGGGAGCAGAGGCAGACUCAACGUAUGAGUAUUUGCCCAAGGAAUACAUGCUCCUGGGUGGUCUGAACGAUCAAUACAAAUCCAUGUAUGAGAAAGCAAUGGAUACAGCUCGCGAGCACCUUCUCUUCCGGCCCAUGGUGAAACAUGGCCGUGAUAUCCGUUUCUUGGCCACUCUUGACCUGAGCAAGCCUCUUGCAGAGCUGCAGCCGAACCAAAUACCAACCAGGUACGAAGCGACGCAUCUGACCUGCUAUGCCGGUGGCAUGUUCGCGGUUGGUUCCAAGUUGUUUGGCAUUGAUGGUGACAUGGACAUCGCCGCUAAGCUUACGGACGGCUGUGUGUGGGCGUAUGAGUCUACAUACACUGGCAUCAUGCCUGAAACCUUCCUAGUGAUACCUUGUAAAAAGGGUGAAUCAUGCACGUGGGAUGAGGCGCGUUACAAGGAUGCCCUGGACCCUUGGCGAGAGGAGCGUUUGGCUGCGAUGCAAAAGUUGAAGGAGCAGGCCAUCGAAGCCAAGGAGUCCCAGGAGGUCGCGGUCGAGGCUGAUGAGCCGGCUGCCACGCCUGAAAAGAAUGCUGUUAUCUACGAACGAAACGGAGUCAAGCGUGAUGCGACAGCAUCGCAGACCACCGAAACACCAGUACCAACAGGCCCCAGGGUUAAAGUCACACGCCGGAGUCUCCUUUCACCAUUGCCUGGGGAUCCUGCUUCCGCGCUGGCUGAUGAUUACGUUAAGACCCGGAUCAGGGAAGAAAGAUUGCCACCUGGGUUUGUCCGCAUGACUGACCGACGCUACCUAUUGCGUCCCGAAGCAAUUGAGUCUGUCUUCAUCAUGUACCGUCUCACAGGUGACAAUUAUUGGCGGGAGAAGGGAUGGAGGAUGUUCGAGGGUAUCUCCAAGCACACACGCACCAAUUUCGCACAUUCGGCAAUUGAAGAUGUCACUUCGAUGCAUCCGGAGUUUCAAGACUCAAUGGAGUCGUUCUGGCUUUCGGAGACGCUCAAGUACUUCUAUCUGCUUUUCAGUGAACCGAGUGUCGUUAGUCUUGACGAAUACGUCCUGAAUACGGAAGCCCACCCAUUGAAACGACCUACAUAA
Molecule: messenger RNA, 2550 nt
Organism: Aspergillus chevalieri
Lineage: Eukaryota; Fungi; Ascomycota; Eurotiomycetes; Eurotiales; Aspergillaceae
Product: class I alpha-mannosidase 1A
Exons: 2
Coding region: 1-2550 (849 amino acids)
Biological process (GO): carbohydrate metabolic process; N-glycan processing
Cellular component (GO): endoplasmic reticulum; Golgi membrane
Molecular function (GO): mannosyl-oligosaccharide 1,2-alpha-mannosidase activity; calcium ion binding
Source: RefSeq, a predicted model, not a curated record